AUGGCUUCAACUUGCACUCUUACUGCCUCAGAUGGCAAACCAUAUGCUGAUGCAACUAUUUACAAAAACAUGGUUGGAAGUAUGCAAUAUCUUGCUUUUACAAGGCCUGACCUCGCCUUUGCAGUCCACAAAGUUAGCCGGCUAAUCUCAAAAGCUACAAAUCUUGAUCUUCAAGCUUUCUCUGACUCGGACUGGGCAAUAGACCGCGAUGACAGAAGAUCAGUAGGAGCUCAUUGCAUUUUUCAAGGACCAAAUUUGAUCUCAUGGAGCUAUAAGCAACAACCAAUAGUGACACGUAGCAGCACUGAGGCUGAAUACAAAACUUUAGCAAACAUGGCAGCUGAGCUAAUGUGGAUAAAAUCAAUUUUACAUGAACUGGGAAUUUCACUUCAGCAACCACCUACUCUUUAG
This is a messenger RNA of Juglans regia (Persian walnut), 411 nucleotides long. RefSeq lists its product as uncharacterized. The transcript is spliced from 2 exons. Lineage: Eukaryota; Viridiplantae; Streptophyta; Magnoliopsida; Fagales; Juglandaceae. Bases 1 to 411 code for a protein of 136 amino acids. The record is from RefSeq and is a predicted model, not a curated record.